This is a messenger RNA of Enhydra lutris kenyoni (northern sea otter), 4359 nucleotides long. RefSeq names its product protein tyrosine phosphatase, receptor type U (gene PTPRU). Bases 1 to 4359 code for a protein of 1452 amino acids. The transcript is spliced from 32 exons. Lineage: Eukaryota; Metazoa; Chordata; Mammalia; Carnivora; Mustelidae. Gene Ontology annotation, cellular component: membrane. The record is from RefSeq and is a predicted model, not a curated record. Gene Ontology annotation, biological process: protein dephosphorylation. Gene Ontology annotation, molecular function: protein binding; protein tyrosine phosphatase activity.
AUGGUCCGCGCCCAGGCUCUGGUCCUGGCGCUCACCUUCCAGCUCUGCGCGCCUGAGACCGAGACUCCGGCAGCCGGCUGCACCUUCGAGGAAGUGAGUGACCCAGCAGUGCCCUGUGAGUACAGCCAGGCCCAGUAUGAUGACUUCCAAUGGGAGCAAGUGCACGUCCACCCUGGCACCCGGUCUCCAGCGGAUCUGCCCCAUGGCUCCUACUUGAUGGUCAAUGCUUCCCAGCAUGCUCCAGGCCAGAGGGCCCAUGUCAUCUUCCAGAGCCUGAGCGAGAAUGACACCCACUGCGUGCAGUUCAGCUACUUCCUGUACAGCCGGGAUGGGCACAGCCCGGGCACCUUGGGCAUCUAUGUGCGUGUCAAUGGGGGUCCACUGGGCAGUGCCGUCUGGAACAUGACAGGAUCACAUGGCCGUCAGUGGCACCAGGCGGAGCUGGCUGUCAGCACCUUCUGGCCCAAUGAGUAUCAGGUGCUGUUUGAGGCCCUCAUCUCCCCAGACCGCAGGGGCUACAUGGGCCUAGAUGACGUCCUGCUUCUCAGCUACCCCUGCGCGAAGGCCCCGCACUUCUCCCGCCUGGGCGAUGUGGAGGUCAACGCUGGCCAGAACGCCUCCUUCCAGUGCAUGGCAGCAGGCCGAGCCGCAGAGGCUGAGCACUUUCUCCUGCAGCGGCAGAGCGGGGUGCUUGUGCCCGCCGCCGGCGUGCGGCACAUCAGCCACCGGCGUUUCCUGGCUACCUUCCUGUUGGCCUCCGUGAGCCGCUCGGAGCAGGACCUGUAUCGUUGCGUGUCCCAGGCCCCGCGAGGUGCGGGCGUCUCCAACUUCGCGGAGCUCAUCGUCAAGGAGCCCCCCACCCCCAUCGCGCCCCCCCAGCUGCUGCGCGCCGGGCCCACCUACCUCAUCAUCCAACUCAACACCAACUCCAUCAUUGGCGACGGGCCGAUUGUGCGCAAGGAGAUUGAGUACCGCAUGUCGCGCGGUCCGUGGGCCGAGGUGCACGCCGUCAGCUUGCAGACCUACAAGCUGUGGCACCUUGACCCGGACACCGAGUAUGAGAUCAGCGUGCUGCUCACGCGCCCGGGUGACGGCGGUACUGGCCGCCCUGGCCCGCCCCUCAUCAGCCGCACCAAGUGUGCAGAACCCAUGAGGGCCCCCAAAGGCCUGGCUUUUGCUGAGAUCCAGGCUCGCCAGCUGACCCUGCAGUGGGAACCUCUGGGCUACAACGUGACACGUUGCCACACGUAUGCGGUGUCCCUGUGCUAUCAUUACACGCUGGGCAGCAGCCACAACCAGACCGUCCGGGAGUGCGUGAAGAUGGAGCGGGGCGCCAGCCGCUACACCAUCAAGAACCUGCUGCCCUACCGGAAUGUUCACGUGCGGCUCAUCCUCGCUAACCCCGAGGGGCGCAAGGAGGGCAAGGAGGUCACUUUCCAGACGGACGAGGAUGUGCCUGGCGGGAUUGCGGCCGAGUCCCUGACCUUCACUCCCCUGGAGGACAUGAUCUUCCUCAAGUGGGAGGAGCCCCAGGAACCCAACGGCCUCAUCACUCAGUAUGAGAUCAGCUACCAGAGCAUUGAGUCAUCAGACCCGGCGGUGAACGUGCCAGGCCCACGACGUACCAUCUCCAAGCUCCGCAACGAGACCUACCACGUCUUCUCCAACCUGCACCCAGGCACCACCUACCUGUUCUCUGUGCGCGCCCGGACGGGCAAAGGCUUUGGCCAGGCGGCACUCACCGAGAUCACCACAAAUAUCUCAGCUCCCAGCUUUGAUUAUGCUGACAUGCCGUCACCCCUGGGCGAGUCUGAGAACACCAUCACCGUUCUGCUGAGGCCAGCACAGGGCCGUGGCGCGCCCAUCAGUGUGUACCAGGUGAUCGUGGAGGAGGAGCGGCAGCGGAGGCUGCGUCGGGAGCCAGGCAGCCAGGACUGCUUCCCAGUGCCCUUGACCUUUGACGCGGCGCUGGCCCGUGGCCUGGUGCACUACUUUGGGGCAGAACUGGCGGCCAGCAGUCUGCCGGAAGCCAUGCCCUUCACCGUGGGUGACAACCAGACCUAUCGCGGCUUCUGGAACCCACCGCUUGAGCCCAGGAAGGCCUACCUCAUCUACUUCCAGGCAACAAGCCACCUGAAGGGGGAGACCCGGCUGAAUUGCAUCCGCAUCGCCAGGAAAGCUGCCUGCAAGGAAAGCAAGCGACCCCUGGAGGUGUCCCAGAGAUCGGAGGAGAUGGGGCUCAUCCUGGGCAUCUGUGCAGGGGGACUUGCUGUCCUCAUCCUCCUCCUGGGGGCCAUCAUUGUCAUCAUCCGUAAGGGGAGGGACCACUAUGCCUACUCCUACUACCCGAAGCCGGUGAACAUGACCAAGGCCACUGUCAACUACCGCCAGGAGAAGACCCACAUGAUGAGUGCGGUGGACCGGAGCUUCACGGACCAGAGCACCCUGCAGGAGGAUGAGCGGCUGGGCCUGUCCUUCAUGGACACCCAUGGCUAUAGCCCCCGAGGAGACCAGCGCAGCAGUGGGGUCACCGAGGCCAGCAGCCUGCUGGGGGGCUCCCCGCGGCGUCCCUGUGGCCGGAAAGGCUCCCCAUACCACACGGGACAGCUGCACCCUGCGGUGCGUGUGGCCGACCUCCUGCAGCACAUCAACCAGAUGAAGACAGCGGAGGGCUAUGGCUUCAAGCAGGAGUACGAGAGCUUCUUUGAAGGCUGGGAUGCCACAAAGAAGAAAGACAAGGUCAAGGGCAGCUGGCAAGAGCCCGUGCCUGCCUAUGAUCGGCACCGAGUGAAACUGCCCCCGAUGAUGGGAGGCCCCGAUGCCGACUCCAUUAACGCCAACUACAUAGACAUUCGGAUAAACCGUGAAGGUUACCACAGGUCAAACCACUUCAUAGCCACUCAAGGGCCGAAGCCUGAGAUGGUCUACGACUUCUGGCGCAUGGUGUGGCAGGAGCACUGUUCCAGCAUUGUCAUGAUCACCAAGCUGGUGGAGGUGGGCAGGGUGAAAUGCUCCCGGUACUGGCCGGAGGACUCAGACAUGUACGGGGACAUCAAGAUCACGCUGGUGAAAACGGAGACACUGGCUGAGUAUGUCGUGCGCACCUUUGCCCUGGAGCGGAGAGGCUACUCUGCCCGGCACGAGGUCCGCCAGUUCCACUUCACCGCGUGGCCGGAGCAUGGCGUCCCCUACCACGCCACGGGGCUGCUGGCCUUCAUCCGGCGCGUGAAGGCCUCUACCCCGCCUGACGCUGGGCCUAUUGUCAUCCAUUGCAGCGCGGGCACUGGCCGCACAGGUUGCUACAUUGUCCUGGAUGUGAUGCUGGACAUGGCGGAGUGUGAGGGCGUCGUGGACAUUUACAACUGCGUGAAGACCCUCUGCUCUCGGCGGGUCAACAUGAUCCAGACAGAGGAGCAGUACAUCUUCAUUCACGAUGCAAUCCUGGAGGCCUGCCUGUGUGGGGAGACCACCAUCCCUGUCAGUGAGUUCAAGGCCACCUACAAGGAGAUGAUCCGCAUUGAUCCUCAGAGUAAUUCCUCCCAGCUGCGGGAAGAGUUCCAGACGCUGAACUCGGUCACACCGCCCCUGGAUGUGGAAGAGUGCAGCAUCGCCCUGCUCCCCCGGAACCGCGACAAGAACCGCAGCAUGGACGUCCUGCCACCCGACCGCUGCUUGCCCUUCCUCAUCUCCACCGAUGGGGACCCUAACAACUACAUCAACGCGGCCCUGACGGACAGCUACACGCGAAGCGCGGCCUUCAUCGUGACCUUGCACCCGCUGCAGAGCACCACGCCUGACUUCUGGCGGCUCGUCUACGACUAUGGGUGCACCUCCAUCGUCAUGCUCAACCAGCUGCACCAGUCCAACACCGCCUGGCCCUGUCUCCAGUACUGGCCAGAGCCGGGCCGCCAGCAGUAUGGCCUCAUGGACGUGGAGUUUGUGUCGGGCUCCGUGGACGAAGACUUGGUGGCCCGUGUCUUCCGGGUGCAGAACAUCUCUCGGCUACAGGAGGGACACCUGCUGGUGAGGCAUUUCCAGUUCCUGCGCUGGUCUGCGUAUCGGGACACACCUGACUCCAAGAAGGCCUUCCUGCACUUGCUGGCUGAGGUGGACAAGUGGCAGGCAGAGAGUGGGGACGGGCGCACUGUCGUGCACUGCCUAAACGGGGGCGGCCGCAGUGGCACUUUCUGCGCCUGUGCCACAGUCCUGGAGAUGAUCCGCUGCCACAACCUGGUGGAUGUUUUCUUUGCUGCCAAAACGCUUAGGAACUACAAGCCCAAUAUGGUGGAAACCCUGGAUCAGUACCACUUUUGCUACGAUGUGGCGCUGGAGUACCUGGAGGGGCUGGAGUCAAGAUAG